AUGUCAACUGGGCUUGCCCUUGGUUUCGCUGUUGAGGGUGCACCCUGGCACUUGGUUUCUCAUUUAUUCCCAGAUAAAGUUGGUGGGCGACCAGCUUGGCUAGCUCUUCAACACUUACCAUCUCCUAGUGAACUAAAGUGUCCAGUAUGUUUGAAUCCAAUGUGUUUCCUCUUACAGAUAUACUCCCCUCUAUCUGAAAGACCCGACUGUUUUCAUCGAAUGUUAUUUUUAUUUAUGUGCCGAAAUAGUGAAUGUCAUUAUAAGCCUGAUCACGUACCAUUCUAUGUGUUUCGAUCGCAGUUAUCAAGACAAAAUUGUUAUUACAGCUUCGAGCCCCCUGAGAACGAAUUUCCCAGUCGCGACAUGUUAAACUCGAUGAUAAAGGCUAACUCUAUUCCAUGGGCUGGGAAAUAUUCAUCUAUCUGCCCAAUAUGUGGAUGUAAAGCAGACAAAACUUGUUCAAAGUGUAAAAAAACUUCUUAUUGUUCUAAAAUGCACCAGGUUCUAGACUGGAAACGACACAAGUUAGAAUGUGGUUCGAAAUGUCACGAUUUCAUGUUCUUAUUCGAACAAAAUAGUUUCUUACUUCCUGAGUACCGUUUAUGUUCUGAACCUGCAGACAACUUUUCUUCAAAUGAUGAAAGUACUUCAGAAGAGGUGGAAACUGACACUGAAACUGUAGACCUGGGACUUCCAAAUGAUCCUGAAGUUAAAGCGCUUGAAUCUAUAGCAAAGAAAGAGACUAAAGAAGAAGCCAGAUUUAGAAUAUUUAGAGAAGCAAUGAAAUCGGCUCCUGACCAAGUCGUACGAUUUCAUAGAGGUGGUAAACCCAUUUGGCUGAGUGACGAUCCUGUAGAAGUUGAAAAAUGUGAAGUUUGCGGUUCUGAACGUGUUUUCGAAUUUCAGGUUACUCCUCAAAUAUUAUAUCACUUAAAAUUGGAUAAAGUUGGUGAAUUAAAUCCAGAUUUCGGUUCGCUUUACGUUUUUACUUGUUCAAAUUCAUGUGAACUUCCUAGAAGAAAAAAAUGUACAAACAACACAAAAGUAUCACCUAAAUGUGAUAAUGCUUUUAUUGAAUAUCAACGUGAAAUUGUCAUUCGUCAAAUGGUUCCAUAA
Schistosoma margrebowiei is the source of this 1116-nucleotide messenger RNA. Lineage: Eukaryota; Metazoa; Platyhelminthes; Trematoda; Strigeidida; Schistosomatidae. The record is from the annotation of a GenBank genome assembly.